UUCAUUUACACACAGUGCGAUUUUCUGCGGAAUUCUGUCAGGUUUCGCAUUAUAUUUCAAGAAAAAAUAAAUGUUCACAACAUGCACGUGAGAGUGAGAAUAUUUGGUAAACCGGACACUAUUGUAGUGGUUGAAUCGAAGCUGACGAAGAUUGAACAGUUUCGCAAGAUAAUAAAAGAUAAAUUCGACGUGCAACCAAAGUUACAACGUUUGCUGUACGGCGGCAAGUUGCUAGAAAAUGGUUAUACAUUCCAUGAUUAUAACAUCAAGCUCAAUGAUGUUAUCCAGCUUAUGGUUAAAGUGCAGGCGGAGGACGUACCUAAAAAAGAGAAGACUGAUAGUGAAAAAAGUGAGAAAAAUGUAGAUAGCGAAAAAGAUAAGGAUAAAAUUGAGUACAAAGACGCUGAAAGCAGCUUGUAUGCUGUUGGAGACUUAGUAGAUAUGAGGGAUAUGGAACAGGGUGCUUGGUUGGAAGGAAAGAUAGUAAGAAUAGUGUAUGACCCUAAAACCCACCAUAUAUCUGACACAGUUAAUGAUAAGCACUCUGAGACUAAAGAUUCUAAAUCAAGUUCAGACAAAGAAAGUGAUUCAGAGAACAAUCCACCAGAAGAAGCAAGUUCUGAGAGCAGAGCAAAAAAGAAAGGAAUUGCUAAAUAUUUUACUAAAAGUCCAAAAUCGGUGAAGAAAAAACCAAUUGAAAUAGAUUUGAAGAUUGAAAAUUCAAACAAUGUCACUGACGCUAACUUAUUGUAUAAAGUUCAACUGGAUUCUGAUGACGAGGAUUCAAAUCUCUAUUGCAAGUUAAAAGACAUAAGACCAAGGGCACGGAAAGAAAUUGACGUUGCUGACUUGAAAGCUGGGCAGAAAGUUAUGAUCAACCAUAAUACUGACGAACCUUUAGAAAAAGGUUAUUGGUAUGACUUCAAAGUAGACGAAAUAAAGAAGCUUAGGACAAGUUACGAGCUGAUCGGGACACUCUACUUGGGUGCUGAUGCUGUGCCUCAAAACGACACCAGGGUGAAAGUACACGACAAGAUCUUCAGCGUCGAAGAGGUGGUGCCCGUUGACCAGAGAACUGAAGAGUACAAGAAGAUGAUGGUCACGCCACCAGAAAAAAGAGCUCUGCCAUUGAAUUGUCUGACGUGCCGAGACGACGAAGACGCGCCGUGCAAGGACUGCGGGUGUUAUCUCUGCUCUGGGAAAGAAUUUCCUGAAAAAAUUGUCCUAUGUGACGAAUGCAACAACGGUUACCACAUGAACUGCCUCUCGCCGCCGCUCAAAGAGCUACCCGACGAAGACUGGUACUGCCCGUCGUGCAAGCGGGACCCCACAGAUGUGGUCGCCCCCGGCGCGGCCAAGCAGGCCAAGAAGACCAGCGCUUCCAAGACUAGCCGGGACUGGGGACGCGGGAUGGCUUGUGUUGGCAAGACGAAAACAUGCGCCAUGCCCCCAAACCACUUUGGCCCCAUCCCAGGCAUUGAAGUGGGCAUGUGUUGGAGAUUCAGAAUACAACUGUCCGAGUCGGGCGUCCACCGGCCUCCAGUGUCCGGCAUCCACGGACGGGACGUGGAAGGCGCUUACAGCAUCGUGCUGUCCGGCGGCUACGAGGACGACGUCGACCACGGCAACGAGUUCACCUACACGGGCAGCGGAGGCCGAGACCUGUCCGGGAACAAGCGGACGGCAGAACAGUCCUGUGACCAGACAUUGACGAGGGAAAACAAAGCACUAGCGCGGAACUGCGCCGUGAAACAGAUCAGCGAGGAGGGCGGCGACGCGGGCGCAGACUGGCGCAGCGGCAAGCCGGUCCGCGUCGUGCGCUCAUACAAGAUGCUCAAGCACUUCCCUAAGUACGCGCCCAAGGAGGGGAUUCGGUACGACGGUAUCUACAAAGUGGUGAAAUACUACCCAGAGAAGGGACUGUCAGGGUACCGAGUGUGGAAGUACCUGCUGCGAAGGGACGACCCUAGUCCCGCGCCCUGGGAACCAGACGCCAAGCAGUACCCCAUCGUCUACCCUGAUGGCUACCUAGAGGCUGAAGCCGAGAAAAAAGCCCUGAAAGAAAAGUCCGGCAAGAACGGCAAAGCGAAGACAACUAAAACCUCUAAAAAGAGAGCGCUUAGGGAAAGCAAUCAGACAACGGAAUCGGAGGGCGAGGCUUCCCCACCUGUGAAGAAACGGAAAACCUCUCAGGAAGAUAAGCAGAAGAAGAAAGACAAACCUGCAAAGAACGCCAGCAUAACAGAGAGUCCGAAAGCUAAGAUACCAAGCAUCUUCAACAUCAAGAGUCCGAAGAGCGCGAAGAAAGCCAAAGAUGCGGACAGCGGGCUGUCCGCUGAGGAGAGGGACGUCGUCAAGGAGGAUUCGUUGAACGUCAAGCUGUGGGAGGAGUGCAUUGAAAUUUGUGACACCAAAGGAAAGAAGGAAUUCGUGGAACAUGUGACACAGGUCUUCUUGUGCAUCAUUUGCCAAGAGGUUGCAGUCAGCCCGGUGACCACGCCAUGUCUGCACAAUUUCUGCAUGGCAUGCAUAAAGCUAGCGUUCAAAUCAACCGGUUCCCAGAGCUGUCCGUGCUGCCGCCAGAACCUGGCCAAGUACGAACCAGAGCCGAAUGAGAAGCUGAUGGCUGCUCUCAGGAGUAUCCUCCCAGGGUACGACUCGGGGAAGAAAUGACGAAGGAAAUUUAUGUACAAGGCGACACAAUAUCGCGUACGUAGACAAUUUACGUUACUCUGGUUAUAUUUUAAGGCUAAGGUUACAUUUGCAAGUGUUUUUUGAUGAUUCCUGUAUGGUAUAUUGUUAAUAUUCAACGUUAUUGAAAACGAUUUUAAUAUUUCAAAUUACUUGUAGUGUGCAAUGUUUCUUGAUUAAUAAGGUACGAUUUUUUUAAACAAUUGUUAACUUGUUGGUGGGUUGUAACCUACAGUUGAAUUAGCCACGGCUAGCGGAAGGUUUGAUUAGACGAAUUACAGAUUCAAAAGCCUUAUUUUUUCUACAUUUAUUAUAAAACACCAUUGCUGUGCAGUUACUACUGCUACGAUUUGCACCAUAUGUGGUCAGGCUCUAUUUAGGUGGUCAAAAACAUUGAAGUAAAGUGACUAGAGUGCAAAAAUUGUUUGUCAAGAUUGUGUUGUCCUGUUCAAUUAUGUGUGAUACAAGUUCAGUUUUAAUUUAGUUGUAUGACUCCAUAAAUAACUUGUAGCUAGUGAUUCUUGAUGAAUAUCAACAUUUGUUACGUUGCCAGCUAUGUGAUAUUCAUAAAUUUUACUGAUGCAUUAUUUUAAUUUAGGUGACGUUGUAUCACUGUAAUAUUUUGAUUUCUUUGUUAAUGUCUUUAAUUAAUAUUAUUAUAAUGUGAUUAUGUAAUGUUUAAAUGUUAUUGAAGUAUUUUUAUAAUUAAACUUUUAAGUAUUAACGACUUAUCUUGUGUUUGUAAGUCCAAUCAUGUAACGUUGAAACAAGUACAGUUUGUUGAUGUAUUCUCCAAAAUUUAUAAUUUUGUAGAAUUAAAUUGUACCUAUCUUUUCAAAACUAAUCAUGUAAGCGCGUGUAGUUUUCCUGAAUUUCCGAAUUUUUCUAGAUUUCAAUUACAAUUUAUCAACGCUCAGCUGUUUACUUUGUAUCGGUUGAAUGACCGGGCUUCCUGGGACUGGAAUUCACAGUUUCGAAACAAUAAAAUUGAUUCAGUUAAUAAUAAACAAAUAAUGAUGAAGUUUAUUCGUGCAUUAAAUUCCAUUGUUAAUAGCUGUCGAAAAUAAACAUUGUAGUGAAGGCAGACUUAUUUACCUGCCCAUAUGAACAAUGCUUAUAGUUUUAAAUGGAUUCAUUUGAUGACAUGCGUUGCGAUUUUUUUUGUACUUUGUAUUUUUUAUGAAGUAAAUAAAAGCCGUUUUAGAUGAAAAUACUAAUCUACCUCGAUAAUACCUAAGUUCCGAUAAGUUUCAAGUUUUGAUAACUUCAUAAUUUAAUAUUAUUCAAACUCAUCUCUUUAAUACUGUUGAUUGUUAAUCCAAAUUAAAAGACAGAUACUUUCAAACUAAGUAAAAUAGUUCAUGAUGCAAAGAACUUCACAGCCAAGUAUGAUCAGGGUAGUUAUACAGGUAGGUAUAGCUCGUUUCAUCCACGAAGACGCGCCCCACCACAUUUUGGUCUCGGUCGCGCGGGGUGCGGGGAGUUUUAACCGACCAAUCCGAGCGGCAUUAUUGUAGUGUGCGUGUGCACUCAUGGAUAAUUUAGCCUGUACCGAUAACUAUAGUGGAAGAAUGGUGGGGCGAGUCUUCGUGGAUGAAUUGAUCUACGUAUAAAUAGUUUGAGUUAUUGAUUGUUGAUGUCAGUAGAUAGAUCUAAUUAGUAUUAUUAACGCUCAUUACUGAUGGUUUGUUUGGAAACAAUGGCCUCAAGUUUUCCAUAUGCUCGGUAUAUUUGUAACUUAGUAAACAAUGUUAUCUGCAUGAAAUUUAAAAAAGUGAAAAGGGAAAUACUUUUGUGGCUUAGAUCUGCACAUCUUUUUUACCGGUCUAAAGAUGCAUUCGAAACAUAUUUAAUAGUGUUAAUAUUAAUGUAUUUGAUGUAGUACAAAUGGUAGAUUUAGAUUAUUAAGUAUUUUUAAUGCUAGUGCUGUGUAAAAGUAGCGCAUAUCGUAUUCAAAAUUUUUCUAUGAUAAUAAAAAUAAAAACAACGUGAACAAAUUUUCUCACGUAUACCGUACGUUAGAAUUGUAGUGUAGUGUUGUACAAUUGGCCGACUUCAAAUAUUCGAUGGCGUUGUUUUACACAAAUGUAGCCUUAUAACAUAAACGUUUUUACAACCACAGUAACUAAAUGUAACUGUGUGCUAGUUGUAUUAAAUUCUAUUUUGCAACAAAAUAUUAUAGUCGGAUGUGCUGUUGCUGUACUUGUUUUAAAACACAAAAAUUGCGAGUAGUUUUAGUUAUUUUGAUAUUCAUUUAAGCAUUCCUCAUUUUAAUUGUAAGUAAACAGUUAUAUUUUGUAUUUCCGAAUCAUGGUUGUAUUUGUACAUUCACUAUUUAAUGUAGGUUAAUAUUUAACAGUACUUAGUAUAAACAGGCUUUUAGUAAGGCUUUGGUUCUCGGUUAAUUUUAUGUUAGUGACAAGUGAUACGCGGAAAAGCGACGCCUGGUUAGCCGAUUUUUCUUAGGGUUAAUUAUUGGUUAGUUGACUGACACCAUACUAUAAUUACAUAAUUCCAAGGCACAAUUUCCCCAACAACAUAGACCUGAAAACCUAAAGCUUUGAAAUAAUAAAUCGAGUUCUCAAUGAUAAAUAUACGAAAUCUAUAACAGAGAAUCUCCUGUAUAAAAAAUAGAGUUUGGUGUGUCAACUAACGAAUUCUUAACGUGUGUCAUAGUGUAAAGAACAAUAACUGUGAGUUACAUUUAUAACUUUGAAAUAAAUAACAUGUAGAGUCACUCUUUAGUCUAUUCCUACGACAGCGUUGCCAUUAUUUUUGUUCUUUUCACUGUGAUUGUAAAUACUGUGGAUGUUCACCAAAUGUUAUAUUUGUUUUAGUUUUAUUUUUGAUCUGCGGAAAUUAUUGUUAUUUUAAGUAGGCAUUAUAUUUGCAGUGUUAACCAAAACAUUCGGGCCUAAGCAUUAAUUGAUGUUGAGCGAAAUAAUUACAUAAUCUAUGUUUUGUGGUGUGGAAUAAUUAAAAUAUUAAUUAUAUCGAGGCGAAGUAUUUCUGUGAAGCAAUUAUUAUUAUUUAUGACAUUUUAACAGUAAUUCAGUUCCCUGAUUCGGCUGGAUCACAUUAUCCCCUAAAAUGUUGUAGGUUGUUUAAAUUUUUAGAUGUGGCAACAAACUAUAAUUAAUGCACUUUUACGGGAACCUGAGAAGCGAUUAUGUUGAUUUGAUUAAUAUAUUAUUUUUUAAAUUA
Molecule: messenger RNA, 5895 nt
Organism: Ostrinia furnacalis (Asian corn borer)
Lineage: Eukaryota; Metazoa; Arthropoda; Insecta; Lepidoptera; Crambidae
Product: E3 ubiquitin-protein ligase UHRF1
Exons: 14
Coding region: 82-2673 (863 amino acids)
Biological process (GO): negative regulation of gene expression via chromosomal CpG island methylation; protein ubiquitination
Molecular function (GO): ubiquitin protein ligase activity; protein binding
Source: RefSeq, a predicted model, not a curated record